This is a messenger RNA of Aphidius gifuensis, 559 nucleotides long. Its product is annotated as NHP2-like protein 1 homolog. Gene Ontology annotation, biological process: ribosome biogenesis; maturation of SSU-rRNA; mRNA splicing, via spliceosome. Gene Ontology annotation, molecular function: RNA binding. The record is from RefSeq and is a predicted model, not a curated record. Lineage: Eukaryota; Metazoa; Arthropoda; Insecta; Hymenoptera; Braconidae. The transcript has 2 exons. Bases 176 to 559 code for a protein of 127 amino acids. Gene Ontology annotation, cellular component: small-subunit processome; nucleolus; U4/U6 x U5 tri-snRNP complex.
CUCAUACGUCAUUUUACAAUUUAGGAGAUUAGAUUUUGCCGGCAUCUAAUACUGACUACAGCAAAGUGUUGUGACUUAGAUAAAUAAUAAAAUACGACAAAAGAUUAUUGUUAAUAACAAUAAUAAUUAUUAUUAUAAAUAUUGAUUAAAGUACAUAAUCAUCAACAUCAUCAAAAUGACUGAGGAAGUUAAUCCAAAAGCAUAUCCAUUAGCUGAUGCUACAUUGACAACAAAAAUUUACAAUUUGGUUCAACAAGCAAUGAAUUACAAACAGCUAAGAAAAGGAGCAAAUGAAGCAACUAAAACACUCAAUCGUGGUUUAUCAGAAUUUAUUGUAAUGGCUGCUGAUGCUGAACCAUUGGAAAUAUUAUUACAUUUACCAUUAUUAUGUGAAGAUAAAAAUGUACCAUAUGUUUUUGUCAGAAGUAAGCAAGCAUUAGGACGUGCAUGUGGUGUUUCAAGACCAGUUGUUUCCUGUUCAAUAACAGUCAAUGAAGGAUCACAACUUAAACCACAAAUUCAAGCUAUUCAACAAGAAAUUGAACGUCUAUUGGUUUAA